Molecule: messenger RNA, 1727 nt
Organism: Acaromyces ingoldii
Lineage: Eukaryota; Fungi; Basidiomycota; Exobasidiomycetes; Exobasidiales; Cryptobasidiaceae
Product: SKN1-domain-containing protein
Exons: 7
Coding region: 61-1623 (520 amino acids)
Biological process (GO): (1->6)-beta-D-glucan biosynthetic process; fungal-type cell wall organization
Cellular component (GO): endoplasmic reticulum membrane; plasma membrane
Molecular function (GO): glucosidase activity
Source: RefSeq, a predicted model, not a curated record
CGGGCAUGCGUCAACGUGGGCACCCUCGUACUUCUCACCACGACCCUUCUCGCCCUCUUCAUGGGUUACCCCUUGAUGACGAGGUUCUAUUUUACGAGGCCAGGAAACAAAGGUGGCUUCAAUGUGGGAGGGACCAACGCCAGCGGAAUGAUUCCUGAUCUCGCUUCCUUGGUGACUGGGCUCAUCGAUGUAGAUACGCCACAAGAAGCGCGUAUCAGCACUAAAAGGGGACUAAAUGACGACGAAGAGUGGAAUCUCGUCUUCAGCGACGAGUUCAACACCAACGGCAGGAGCUUCUACCCAGGCGACGAUCCGUUCUGGGAAGCCCACAAUCUCUGGGCUCACGGCACCGUCGACUAUGAAUGGUAUGAUCCGGCGGCCAUCACAACAAAGGACGGUGCACUCGUGAUUACUGCUUCCGAGCAGGCCCUCAAGAACCUCAACUUCCGCUCGGGCCAACUCACAAGCUGGAAUCAGUUCUGUUUCACGGGAGGGUACAUGGAAGCCGCGGUCGUCUUACCUGGCGAUCCACACGUUUCCGGAUGGUGGCCUGCCAUUUGGACGAUGGGCAACUUGGGCCGAGCCAAUUACGGCGCCACGACCGACGGCAUGUGGCCUUAUGCAUAUGACACCUGCGAUCGCGGAACUCUCAUGAACCAGACCGACCCCGACGGUUCAGGACCCAGGUCUGUGUUUGUCACUGGUGCUGAGACAGGCUUCAACAAGAUCUACCACACGUCCUCGCUUUCUUGGGCCCCGGGCCAGAAGCUCUCUUCCUGUACUUGCGACGGUGAGGACCACCCUGGUCCCAAAAAGGCAGGUGGGGACUACGUUGGACGAAGCGCGCCGGAGAUCGACCUCUUCGAGGCACAGGUCGACGCGAAUACGGGCGGCUCCCUGAGUCUCUCUGGCCAAUGGAUGCCCGCCAGUGCCGGCUACCGACUCAAAAAUGGGACGGGAAAGGAGUACGACCUAUUCAACAUUCAUGGCAAGGACGUCACCAUUAAUUCGUACCGUGGAAACGUUUACCAAAUGUCGGCCUCGGCGAUCGCUCAUACUGAUCCAGACACGUACGAGCUGACGGGCAAUAAGUUUGCUGUCUUCGGCAUCGAGUACGAGCCUGGACCUGACGGUUACAUUUCCUGGUGGAUUGAUGGCAACCGGGCGUGGACCAUUCAUGCGGCAGCCAUGGCACCGGACGAAGAAGCGGGAGUCGGGCCGCGACCGAUCCCUGAAGAGCCAAUGUAUAUCAUUAUGAAUCUGGCCAUCAGCAGGGGCUUCGGCUACGUCAAUUGGGACAAGCUCACCUUUCCGGCGCACCUCAAGGUCGACUACAUCCGCCUUUAUCAAGCGCCUGGAAAGGAAAAUGUUGGGUGUGAUCCAAAGAAAUUUCCCACCAAAGACUACAUCGACAGGCACAUCCUUGCCUAUACCAAUCCCAACCUGACCGUCUGGGGUGGCUACCAGGAAGUCGGCGGCUACGGGCAGGUGUGGCCCAAGAACCGUCUCUAUGGCUGCAACGAGGAGCCUAGAAAUUACGCAGGACCUUUGCGAGGAGGAGGGUAUGAUGAGGCUCCCGCCUCCGCAUCGAAAAACAUUCCGAUCGAGAGCGACAACAAUUGAACGACCCAAGUGCCUGCUUACACUGUAUUGAUGUUUCAUCUGUCUGUACUUUCCUUCAUAUUUCCCUCCUUUUCAUCGUCGAGGUUAAUAAUGCCAGAUUGCUG